Messenger RNA from Suillus clintonianus, 650 nucleotides. RefSeq lists its product as uncharacterized. The annotation marks the transcript as partial. The transcript has 3 exons. Lineage: Eukaryota; Fungi; Basidiomycota; Agaricomycetes; Boletales; Suillaceae. The record is from RefSeq and is a predicted model, not a curated record.
CGGCUCCUAUGUGAUUAUGCACACUGCUGUACGGUUCUACAUUGGCGAAGUGCUUGACUUGUACAGGAAAGGUGCCAACAGUUGUUAUGGUUCCAUUCAAUCCACGACGAGUGUCUCCACAUUGUCCUUUCUCUCACUUCGAGUUUACCCUCCACUGGAGACUGCAGCUGCUGCUUCUAAUGCCGACGAGCUACCAGUACGAGAUCCAUACACAUGCUCCUGCAAGCAGCAUUCUCUAUCACAUUGGCAAAGGGGCUCUCAAAGCAACAAACUCACGGGCAUUGGAACUGUCCAAUGCCAAUGCUCGCCACUGGGUAGCGCUGACCGCACCACAGGUUAAGCAAAAAUUACCUAGACUCAAGAUUUCUGGGGGUAGGAUCACGAAAGCUGAAUUCUACUUAAUGCUAUAUCACAGAUACGUACAAUGGGUGUGUUUGAGAUGCAUCCGUCGUUACAUACCACUCUUGUUCACUGAGAUACUAUGUGUUCUUCGUCGUGUCACAUCUUGCUGCGGUGUCACAUAUGUCAGACCGUGUGACACGUGACAUGUCUGUCCGGAAUAGCAGAUUUUACACCCGAAAAAUAGCAGAUUUGAGAGCCAAAAUGAGGUCGAUGGGCGGACAGACAUAUGGGGGAGCUUCCGGGGGCCU